AUGGCUUCUGGUAAUUACCCCGAAGAAAGCCUCUUGCUUUCUCUUAUUAAUCUUUCUCUUUCUGGUCAUGGCUCUUCAACUUCAAGAACCCAUCAACCAAGUCCAAUGCCACCCAUUAUGACUCCUCCCUUUUCACAAAGUAUCUGGGCUGACCACUGUCCCAGCAAUACUGGAGGGGCAAAUCUUCAAUAUAUGCCUUGGAAUCUUCAAGAUGAUACUAUGAGGGUGAAUUUGAAUUCUGGUUUUGGAGUAGGUUCUAUGUCUUUUUGGGGAAAUCAAGAAAACCCCUUUGGGCAGAAUCUGGGCAGUGCAUCCCUGGGAGGGAGAGGUUAUAUGUCGAAUGAUUAUAAUAGUUUGAAUUUGUACAAUAAUGGUAUGGCAAGUCAAGAUUAUGUUGCUAGUCAUCAAGAAAGUCUGAGUAGUAAUGAAGUUAGAGGUAUAAAUGCAGUUUUGGGUUUGGAAGAUUCUGAUAUUAUUUUGCUGAGUAAUGAUCAAUGGAGCUCUGAGUACCUUCAGAAACUACUGUGUUUGAAGGAUUCCAGGAUUGUAAAUAAGAUGAUGGGGGUGGUUUAUAGCUUCCCAAUUUAUCUGAUGACUCACCAAUAUGGACACCAUCUGUUUGUGAAGCUGAUUGAAUCAUGUGAUGAGGAACAGCGUGGACUGAUUACCACGACAAUAACGUCAGAUGACGAGUUGUUUUUGACAGCUUCAGUCAGUAAAUUUGGUUCACUUUGCAUCAAGAGGCUGAUCAAAAAGCUAGUGGGAUCACCCCUCAUUUCGCUGGUGAUUUCUGCUUUACAUCGAAUAUUUAAAGACACAAUGCUUAAUGGAAAAGGAUCUUCUGUUAUUAUAUAUUGUUUAGAGACUCUCAGUGAUCAGCAAAAUGAGUUACUAUAUGUUGCAGCCAUAAAUCACUUUAGAGAUCUAGCCACCCAUGUCGUGGGAUGUAUUUCGUUUAACAAUUUCAUUAAUGACAUGAGAGGUCCACACAGAGCACAACUUCUAGAUUUAAUAUCUUGUCAUGCUGCAUUCCUCUCAAAGGACCCUUCAGGGUAA
Messenger RNA from Pistacia vera, 1056 nucleotides. Its product is annotated as putative pumilio homolog 8, chloroplastic. Gene Ontology annotation, molecular function: mRNA binding. Gene Ontology annotation, cellular component: cytoplasm. The coding region runs from base 1 to 1056 and encodes 351 amino acids. Lineage: Eukaryota; Viridiplantae; Streptophyta; Magnoliopsida; Sapindales; Anacardiaceae. The record is from RefSeq and is a predicted model, not a curated record. The transcript has 4 exons. Gene Ontology annotation, biological process: post-transcriptional regulation of gene expression.